ACAUUAGUUCUAGUGUGAUUGACUUUUUUUUGUGAUCGUGUCAUGGUAGGGAUGAUAAUUACAGAGUCAAAGGGAAUUUUGUCUCUACAGCUGGAGGACAUCGGUGACAUCAUUGAGAAAAUCAGGAUUGGUCAUGAUAAUCGAGGAGUGAAUGGGGGUUGGCACCUUGACAGAGUGGAGAUCAGGAGACUGCUGAGAAAAGGAAAGGGCUCUGAGACGGCCAUAUUCCCGUGCGAGAGUUGGCUGGCGCACUCGGAGGAAGAUGGUGAGACGAUCCGGGAGCUGGUCCCUUCUGACAUCAUCAUCGAGAAGUUGUCCCGAGAUGGAACGCUCAAAAAAAUUCAGACCGAAGUGGAUGAUGCGCUGGAGAUUCAUAUAUAUUCAGUGACUGUGACCACGGGUGACGUGUAUGGGGCAGGCACCGACGCAAAUGUAUUUAUCACUAUAUAUGGAGACAUGGGGGAUUCGGGGGAACGUAAACUCAGCCAAUCAGAGAACAACAGGAACAAGUUUGAACGAGGAGCGGUGGACACCUUCAGUAUCGAAGCAGUGGAUCUCGGCGAGGUGUUCAAGAUCCGCAUACGCCACGACAACAGCAUGCUAAGUCCUGAUUGGUACCUGGAUCAGGUGGAGGUUCUGGAUACGGAUACAGAUGAAGUGUUUCUUUUUCAGUGUGAGCGCUGGCUGUCACGCAAGAAGGAAGACAAACGUAUCGAAAGAGUCUUCUAUGUCAAGGGAUUCACAGGAGAAAGAGAGAGUGCAUUCUGCCCUAUAAGGAAAGUGACCAACCUGGACAGCAACAUGAAUAAAAAGAGCAAAAAACGAGUCACUGAGGAGGAGGAGGAAGAGGAGGAGGAAGAAGAGGAACCCUCAUUGAUACCGUAUUACGUGACAGUGAAAACAGGAUCUGAUCGUGAAGCAGGGACAAACAGCCGUGCUUAUGUCGUCAUUAAGGGGUCAAAACAGAGGCAGACCGAGCUUAUGUGGCUGGAGCUGGAAGGAAAGAGCGCCUUCACACCCCAAGCACUCGACUAUUUUACCUGUUACGGUAGAGAUGUAGGAGAGAUCAAAAAAGUGGAGUUAGGUCAUGAUGGAGCCACUGCGGAAAGCUGCUGGCUUGUGGAUGAGUUCUCUGUUGCUGCGCCGACCAAAGGGGUCAUGUAUGUUUUCCCAUGCAAGUACUGCCUGGCCAAAGAUCGAGGUGAAGGUUUAACUGCACGUGUGUUUAAUGUCAUUGACGCAGACACUAUCAGCAUUUUGCGCAAGGUCAUCUAUGAGGUAACCGUAGUAACGGGUGACGUCCAGCACGCUGGCACAGACACACAGAUCUACCUCACGUUGUUUGGAGUGUACGGCAUGUCAGAGGAGAUCCUACUGCCUAAAUUAGAAGACAGGUUUGAAAGAAGUCAGACUGACACGUUUAAUCUAGAGAUCGAGGACAUCGCUCCACUCCGUAAAAUGCGCGUUCGUAUCGAUGGCUCUGGAAGCAGACCGGACUGGUUCCUUGAUAAGAUUGUUCUACAUAACCUCGAGACGGACGAGGUGGCACUGUUUGUGUAUGAGGAUUGGAUGUCCCGCACAUAUGGAACCAAUCGGACACUCGUGUGUGAAAUGCCUGCAAUUAUCGAUGACGAAGAAGUGGUGCAGCUCACGACGUACAGUAUCGCAGUCAAAACCAGUGACCUCGCAGGUGCUGGGACAGAUGCCAAUGUAUGGAUGAUUAUUUUUGGUGAGAACGGAGACACAGGAGCUCUUGCUCUGAAAGAAAGCGAGAACACCAACAAGUUUGAGCAAAGCUUGACUGACACGUUUCGCUUCACGGACAUCCUCAGUCUUGGAGAACUCUCCAAAAUCCGGGUGUGGCACGACAACACAGGACUCGCUCCAGGGUGGCAUCUGGAGUCUGUGGAUAUUUCUGAUGAAAUCAUGGGGAAGAAGUUUCGUUUUCGUUGUGACCGCUGGCUUGCGAAGAAGGAGGAUGAUGGGCAGAUCAUGCGAGAGUUGGCCUGCGCUAACAACGACGUGCUGGACUUUGACGAGAAGACAAAGUAUGAGGUUGUCACGGUAACAGCGGACACGGAUGAUGCUGAGACGAAGGAGAAUGCCUGGGUCAUUCUGGAGGGAAGACUGGGAAGAUCCAAAGAACUCACCAUGGAGAACUCCACCAAAAAGAAACGUUUUUUACGAGGUGCCACGGACCGGUUUGAAUUCUCCUGUAAGAUUCUGGGUGACAUUGUCAGUAUCUGCUUGGGCCACAUCCCCAAAGAUGGCAAGAAGAGCAAAUCAGAAGCCUUCUGGAGGGUUGAGGAAGUCGUCGUAACGGAGAAGAACCUUGGCAACAGGUACAUCUUCCACUGCAAUACCCUCAUCCCCAUUUCAUCCAAGCGUGAUGACUUCCAGACCAUUGAGUGCACAAAGUUCAUCGAGAGCUUUGCCAGCAAGGCACGCAAACUGGUGCCCGUCACAUACGAGCUCAUUGUAAUCACAGGCGAUGAGAAGGGUGCAGGCACUGAUGCCAAUGUCUUUCUUACCGUCAUCGGCACCAGCGGUGACUCAGGCCGCCGCCAACUGAAGCAGAAGUUACGUAACCUAUUCGAGCGUGGCCGCACAGACCGAUUCAGCAUAGAAUUGUUGGACAUGGGCGAGCUGCUUAGAGUCUGCAUUGAGCAUGAUAACUCGGGCAUCAGUCCCGGUUGGCUGCUGAACCGGGUCGAGAUCACCAACACAGCCAAUGGGGUGACCACUGUCUUCCCGUGUGACAAAUGGCUGGACAAGAACAAAGCUGAUGGCAAGAUUAAGAGGGUUCUUUACCCAAAGUAUUGAUGUCUUGGGAUUCCAACAAAAAAAAAAAAAAAUGAAUGCACUAAUAAAAGGCCAACUAUCUUUCCUUUUAAAUGAACGUACCGCAGGCUAAAUAUCAAUAUCAAGCGUAUAACACAUUAUACUGGCACAUGCCUAGUGUACAAAUGAGCAAGGUAAUGAACAUGCUUACAAAUGUGCUGCCAAAUGGGACUGUGUGGGCUAAUGAUGCUAUUUAAAGUGUCCACAUUAAUGAUAUUGCACAUGUUCAAUACUGAGGUGUAGCAUAGAACAGACAAAAGGGAAAUAAGCGCUAACGCACAAAUGUGCUAACAAACAUCAAUCCUCAUGAGCCGAGCACAGCUAACAGCGGUAUUUUGAACUGUCUGAGAUGAAGAUCUGAGAUUCGCGAUCACAAAAGGGACAUGGGAAGGAUUUUGCUAACAAAAGUGCUAAUGAAUAUUCCUCUGGAUCAGAGUUCUCAGGUGUCAGUUCUGCCAUAGUACUGCACACGUCUCCCUUCCUCGUACGGAUUCCGAUUCAAGGAUUAGUUUUAGUCAUGCGAUAAAACACUCAAAUACAGCGCUGUUGUUAAAUACUACUGUUAUUAAAUACACACUCUCAGGGCGUUGGCUGUGCAUGUUAACUGUGUGUGGUGGGAAAAGAUGAACGCAUUGUGUAAACGCAUGUGAGAUAACACGUUAUGUAUGAAAGAGAGAGCGAGAUUUUAUAUAUGUUGAUUUUAUUUUUUUAAGCCUUUUAAAAAAAAAAAAAAAAAAAAAAAAAAAUUCCAAUAUCUGUUUCUACCUCAAUGGGACUCCACCAGGAGAGCAAGCACACAUCAUAUCGCUCAUCCAAAUUUCCUGAAGUAAAUGAAUUUCCCUUUCAUAUUUAGGUCAUAGGUUUAAGGUCAUUCGAGUCUUUUUGAUAAACCAACGUUAAACAUUCUUGAACUUUGAUAAUGGCAUCCCUGGAGCUCACUUGAACGGAACCAGUUUAUUGUUUGCCAUCCGUCAUCACUCACACACGCACACACUCACACACGCACACACACACACACACACACGCACACACUCACACACACACAUAUUUUCAUAAUUAUCCAGCUCAUCCUGAGUUAAAUUGGGUCUCUUUAGUAUGACCAAUCAACCGCGUAAUGCCUGGGAACGUUGGGAAGUCUGCCAGGGUUGUUAUACUGAAAUCAAAAUCGAAACAAAGUUGUAUGGAGUUUUAAAAGUGCUUGUUUGGUUAGUCGAAUAUUCUAAAUGUAUUUACAGUAAAGUAUGCAUAAGAUUCUUUGCCAGAAACACAACUGCUAAUCUUAAGGCCUACUCAAAUAUGCUGAUAAAUGAUAUGCUAAAUGAUAUGCUAAAUAUGCUAAAUAAAGCAUUAAGCACAAGUAUGGGUAAUAUACUAUUACUACAAAAAAAUCUAAAAAUACACAGUACAUUUUAUAUAUAUAUAUAUACUGUAAA
This is a messenger RNA of Ictalurus punctatus (channel catfish), 4274 nucleotides long. RefSeq names its product lipoxygenase homology PLAT domains 1a (gene loxhd1a). The transcript has 15 exons. Lineage: Eukaryota; Metazoa; Chordata; Actinopteri; Siluriformes; Ictaluridae. Gene Ontology annotation, molecular function: protein binding. The coding region runs from base 43 to 2823 and encodes 926 amino acids. The record is from RefSeq and is a predicted model, not a curated record.